AUGUUUAAGAGAACGCUCAAGCAAUGGCAUUGCUCGGAAUUAACUUAUAGUCAUCAUGUAUGUAUAUCGUAUGUUUUAUCCUUUGCUAAUUCCGUUUCUGGUGUUUUUAACCUAUUUUCAGACCAGUUCACAGUCCUCUUAAACAGGCAGCUAAACGUGACCGAUCCACUUCACAAGUUAACCGACUAUACCUAUCUCAUUGAAAAUAUCCAGAAUUUGGCGGAAGAUAUCAGUGAUAAAUCCAUCCAGUACGUGGCAGAUAACGAUCCACCGUAUUUCAAAAAAAUCGGCCAGCUUCUGAAGAAACGGUUCUGGGAAAUCAGUCACAGGACGAGGGACCUGAACAUGGAUUUGGUAGCACCGUUCCACACGAAUGAGGAAUAUCUUAUAGAGGAAGCUUCGGAUAAUUGCAUUGCUGAGUUCUUUGGCACCUGGGUCGGUGCUACUCGGUCAUGUGACAUAUCAGACCAAUGCUGGACCUCAAUGACCGGUACUGGCUACAUCGGCUAUUCUCUGUCUCAUGAAUUAUUUUAUCUUCAAAUCGGACAACAGUUUGGUUGUUUAAAAGAAGUGGAAGCGAAAGCUGCACGGUACAGCCAGCCAUCGUUGGACACUCUAGCCGAAGGAUUCUGUUCAGAAAUUUGUGAAGACAUCGUUGGUCUGUGCGGAAUGCAAGGUUACCAUCAAUUUAUGAAGCCAGACUGGUUGGAACAAAUCUUAAGCUGGCAGUCAACAAAUGGAUGUUAUCGUAGCUGGCCACUGGAAUAUAUAACACAAGGUCGACAGAGACGAAAAAAGCGCGAAGAGAAAGUUCUGGAUAAUGGCUGCAUGUGUCACAGAACGACUGUAGCUUCUGUUGCUCUUUCACAGUACACUCGCUACUUAUUAGAAACUUUAGCCAAACGCAUUUCGCUGCCAGCGCUCUUACUAACCAAGCCUGUGUGGUAACGAGUCCCUUGUGCAAAACAACAGCCCCUUGUGUGUGACCUGGCAUGUAGAGAGACGCUCGGCCCCCGCGUGUAACCUGACUAUGUAGACACAUCACGUGUAAAUCAUCAAGCUCGCUGUGUAACCAAUGUCCAAAGUCCUUCUGUGGUUGUUUAUUACGUUUCAUGUCUGCAAUAACAAUAUAUCUAUUAUUCUAUC
Molecule: messenger RNA, 1146 nt
Organism: Octopus bimaculoides (California two-spot octopus)
Lineage: Eukaryota; Metazoa; Mollusca; Cephalopoda; Octopoda; Octopodidae
Product: UPF0764 protein C16orf89 homolog
Source: RefSeq, a predicted model, not a curated record